AUGCACGAUUUCAAGUCAAUAAGAACUCUAUCAAUAGUUCCAGUAGAUUUAAAUGCUUUUAUGUGCAUUAAUAUGAGGAUUUUGGCUUCUUUUUAUGAAAUUUUUGGUGAUUUUAAACGAAAAAAUGAAUAUUAUGCUCGUUAUCAAAAAAUGAAAUUGGCAAUGAAAACACUUCAUUGGAAUGAAACUGAUGGAAUUUGGUAUGAUUUUGAUUUGGAAAGAUCAGCACAUUCAGCAACAUAUUAUGUUUCUAAUGCUUUACCUUUAUAUGCAAAAUGUUUCGAUGAUGAAGAUGAAACAACUCCUUUUAGAAUAUAUGAUUAUUUGAAGAGAGAGGGUGUGUUAAACUUCACUAAAGGAAUACCUACAUCGUUAGCUAUGAGUAGUGUUCAACAAUGGGAUAAGGAAAAUGCUUGGCCUCCAAUGGUGCAUAUGAUAAUUGAAGGCUUUCGUACUAGCGGUGAUCAAAUGUUAAUGAAGGCUGCCGAAAAUAUGGCAACACAAUGGCUAAUUGUUAAUUAUAAAUCUUAUGUCACAACUUAUGCAAUGUUUGAAAAAUAUAAUGCUUCAUUAUUAACUGAGGAGUGUGGUGCUGGAGGUGGUGGGGAAUAUGAAGUUCAAAAAGGUUUUGGCUGGACAAAUGGAGUAAUAUUAGAUUUACUAGAUAAAUAUGGGUCAAAAAUAUCGGUAGCAGAAGAUGAAAGAACUAGUGGUUAUUCAUUAAUGAUUACAUAUACAUUAGGGGCUCUUUCUGCAUUUUUCUCUUUAGUAGCAACAUUAAUGUUCCGAACACAUUUAUUUGAGAGAAUUUAUUUAAAUAAUGUAUUUUAAAUUUUAAGAAGCUUUAUUUUAAUUUUCCGGGUGCUUUCAAUGCCGUCUAGUCAAAAAUUAAUUAAUAAAUCUUUUUCUGGUUUUAAAAUCAAAAAAAAAAUUGUAAGCACUUGGAAAGUAGCUAAAACAACAUUUUUGUUUUUGAAUGUCAUUUCCUCAUAUUUUAAUUAUUUUUGGGUGGGAUUUGUUAAAGUUGAACCUCAUUUUUAGAUACCCCUCGAUGUUGGAAAUUUUACCUUAUAGUGAAGGGUGUCUUAAAUAGAGGGUAUCUUAUAGAGGGAUAUCUUAUAUGGAGUACUUGUAAUGAAGAGUAUAUUAUAAUUAGGGUAUCUUAUAAUGGAGUGUCUUAAAUAGAGGGUAUCUUAUAAUCCGGGGUUCUUAAAUAGAGGGUAUCUUAUAAUGAAGUGUCUUAAAUAGAGGGUAUCUUAUAAUCCGGGGUUCUUAAAUAAGAGGUAGGAAAUAGGCAAAUAGAGGUAAAAAGGAAAUGACAUUCAUCAAUAAGCCGGUUAUUUAUUUUUAUUUUUCCGGUUUGUAUUUUUGCGAUGAUUUUGUAUUACUUUUUUUGUAUCCUAGUGAGAGUUUACUCUAAAAUUUAUACGUGUAUAGGCUUAAUCAUCUGCUUAAUUUUCUUUUCAUUUUAUUCCCUAAAGUUUUGUUUUGUUUCUCAUACAUU
Molecule: messenger RNA, 1504 nt
Organism: Meloidogyne enterolobii
Lineage: Eukaryota; Metazoa; Nematoda; Chromadorea; Rhabditida; Meloidogynidae
Source: the annotation of a GenBank genome assembly